Molecule: messenger RNA, 369 nt
Organism: Talpa occidentalis (Iberian mole)
Lineage: Eukaryota; Metazoa; Chordata; Mammalia; Eulipotyphla; Talpidae
Product: 40S ribosomal protein S24-like
Exons: 1
Coding region: 16-369 (117 amino acids)
Biological process (GO): translation
Cellular component (GO): ribosome
Molecular function (GO): structural constituent of ribosome
Source: RefSeq, a predicted model, not a curated record
UUUCAGUGGAAACAAAUGGUCACUGAUGUCCUUCACCCUGGGAAGGCAAUAGGACCUAAUAGAGAAAUUUGGACGAAACUAGCUAAAAUGUACAAAACCUCGUCAGAUGUCAUCUUUGAAUUUGGAUUCAAAAUCCAUUUUUUACAUGGCAAAACACCUGCCUUUGGCAUAAUUUAUGACUCCUUAGCUUAUACAAAGAAAAAUGAACCCAAACAUAGACUUGUAAGAUAUGGCCUGCAUGAGAAGAAAAAGACCUCAAGAAAACAGCAAAAGAAACACAAGAACAGAAUGAAGAAAAUCAGGGGGACUACAAAGGCCAAUGUUGGUACUGGGAAAAGUGAGCUUAAGUUUGGACAACAGAAAGAGUAA